GACGGACCAGAGAAAGGAAGUGUACUGCACCAUUUAGGGUCUCCGCUUCCGGCUACUGCCGGGUCACUCAAGGCUGUGUAGCUUCAGGUUUCUGGAGAGUUGUAGAAGCUGUCUGAACAUCCAGACCGGUUUAUUGCGGUGCCAGACUAGACAGGCUGAUUUUGGCUGCUCCUGUUUGCACCUUGCAGCCCCUUGUCGAAGCAGAUGAUGUCUUGGGCUGCCGCCCGCCUGACAGAGACUGCUGCCCGAUGCUUUCGUGCGCGAUGCCUCGGUUUCCGCGUGGGUCCUUGGUGCGUCUCCCAGCAUGAAAACUCCAGCUAUGGUGCAGCUCCACACAGGACGCUGCGUGUCAGCGCUGUGGCCUUCGCGGGACACAAUAAAUGGUCUAAAGUCCGGCACAUCAAAGGCCCCAAGGACAUGGAAAGGAGUCGAAUCUUCUCUAAACUCACUCUCAGUAUCCGCCUGGCGGUUAAAGAGGGAGGUCCUAACCCUGAGAACAACAGCAGCCUGGCCAACAUCUUAGAGGUGUGUCGCAGCAAGAAUAUGCCCAAGUCAACCAUUGAGUCAGCACUGAAGUCAGAGAAAAACAAGGGCAUUUAUUUGCUGUAUGAGGGUCGUGGCCCUGGUGGCUCUUCUCUGCUCAUUGAGGCAUUAUCGAACAGUGGUCCCAAGUGCCAUCUGGAAAUUAAAUAUAUCCUGAACAAGAAUGGGGGAAUGAUGACUGAAGGAGCACGUCACUUCUUUGACAAAAAAGGAGUGGUUGUGGUUGGAGUAGAGGAUAGAGAGAAGAAAGCUGUGAACCUAGAGCGCGCCCUAGAACUGGCCAUCGAAGCAGGAGCUGAGGAUGUGAGGGAAGCUGAAGAUGAAGAGGAAGAAAAGAACCUUUUCAAAUUUAUUUGUGAUGCUUCUUCACUACAUCAAGUGAGGAAAAAACUGGACUCCCUGGGCCUGUGUUCUGUAUCCUGUUCACUGGAGUUUAUCCCCCACUCAAAGGUGCAGCUGUCUGAACCUGAGCUGGAGCAGGCUGUCCACCUCAUCCAGGCUCUUAGCAACCAUGAGGACGUGAUUCACGUUUAUGACAAUAUCGAAUAACCAGACCUGACUACAUGUGUCUCCAGGCUCUUUUCCUAGGCCAGCACGAGCGUCUACAGCCAUCUCAGAGACUGGACAGGUGGGAUCCUGUCAGAGACCUGUGCAAUGGCUUAUGGCCUUGGGAAAAAGGGACUCUUAGCUCUUGGUAUCACAGGGUCAUCUGGAAUACAAGGUGAGAGUGGCAGGCUAGUCUGACUGCGAUCCCAGGUGACUGGCUCUUGUGAAGAAUCUUAAGCGUCCUGUGGUACCGUGGAGUGGAAAAUGACUUCAGUAAUAAUUGUAGUGGUUUUUGGA
This is a messenger RNA of Rattus norvegicus (Norway rat), 1386 nucleotides long. RefSeq names its product translational activator of cytochrome c oxidase I (gene Taco1). The record is from RefSeq and is marked provisional. NCBI's taxonomy places the organism in Eukaryota, Metazoa, Chordata, Mammalia, Rodentia, Muridae. Gene Ontology annotation, molecular function: mRNA binding; mitochondrial ribosome binding; rRNA binding. Bases 205 to 1092 code for a protein of 295 amino acids. Gene Ontology annotation, cellular component: mitochondrion. Gene Ontology annotation, biological process: regulation of mitochondrial translation; positive regulation of mitochondrial translation. The transcript has 5 exons.